AUGAACGAAAAGGAGCCAGGAAAAGAAGAUCAUCGGAGUACAGGAAACAGAUGUCCAAGCGCUAGUAGAAUGAUUCCUACAGAACUGGAGCAACUGGAUGCCGUUGCAGAUGCUUGUCUCCGGGUAUCCACGCCCAUUAAGAGAGAAGGAUAUGAACUGUUCUCCGAAGACUUACAGAGAACAAAAGACGGGUCGAUGCUCAACGACAAAAUAAUCAAUGUGUACUUCGAGCUCCUUGCCAAACACUCGAAGACUCCUAUGUAUGUCUUUUCCACAUUCUUCUACACAACCCUGAGCAAGAAAGGAGUGGAAUGGGUGCAGAGAUGGACUUCAAGCGCAAACAUAUUUGAGAACAGAUUGAUAUACAUUCCAGUGUAUGUUCCAGGGCAUUGGAUGUUUGUGGCUUUCGAUGUCAGAGAGAUGGUGCUUGAGCACUACGACUCUAUGGGGAAUGUCUACACAGAUGUAGUCCUGAGGAUACUAGAGUAUCUGAGAAGUGAGUGGAACAGGAUCUACGGGAGAAAACUCUCUGUGUGUGUUCGGAUUAAAAGAAAAAUACCCUUGCAAAGAAACGGGAGGGACUGCGGGGUAUUCGUGUGCAUGUUUGGAAGAUACAGGUUAGACGGAGAUGGCUGCUGGUUCUCUUCGAACGACAUCCCAAUGUUUAGGAAGAUGAUGUUGCAUGAAAUUAUAGAUGGAAGGAUUCUGUACCAGACAUUCCAUUGGUCUAGCCAGAUUCCCUGUCCAAAAGAAGAUACAAGCACUGUAAUUGUAGAUACGAAGCCUUAG
This is a messenger RNA of Encephalitozoon intestinalis ATCC 50506, 789 nucleotides long. RefSeq names its product Ulp1 protease. The transcript has a single exon. Gene Ontology annotation, cellular component: nucleus. The record is from RefSeq and is a predicted model, not a curated record. Gene Ontology annotation, biological process: protein desumoylation. Lineage: Eukaryota; Fungi; Microsporidia; Unikaryonidae. Bases 1 to 789 code for a protein of 262 amino acids. Gene Ontology annotation, molecular function: deSUMOylase activity.